UUAGACGUACAUGAGAUAUCUCUAGUAGAGGACAUCAAUCAUGCUGCACAUGAAGAAGCCAAGAUAAGUUCCUCAACACAAAGGCUUGGACUCCUGGGAACACUACUCAAGCAACCCACGAAUAAAGAUCUACCUGGCACCCCAUACGUGAUUGGUCUGACCGGCGGCAUAGCCAGCGGGAAGUCUUCAGUAUGUAGACGGCUGGAGGGGCUCGGUGCUGCAGUGAUUGACUGUGAUAAGCUGGGGCACAAGGCCUACCUACCAGGCACGCAGGGAUUCAGGAGAGUGCUGACUGAGUUGGGACAAGUUAAUUGUCUGGAUGUAUCCAGCUGAGGGGCCUACUGUAUCCUGGAAAAAGUUCUUGCAGAUAGAAAUGGUGGACAACAUCCAGCUUCUUUGUGAUCCAAGCAACAAAGAAAAUCAUCUGU
This is a messenger RNA of Patiria miniata (bat star), 428 nucleotides long. RefSeq names its product bifunctional coenzyme A synthase-like. Gene Ontology annotation, molecular function: ATP binding; dephospho-CoA kinase activity. The record is from RefSeq and is a predicted model, not a curated record. Gene Ontology annotation, biological process: coenzyme A biosynthetic process. Lineage: Eukaryota; Metazoa; Echinodermata; Asteroidea; Valvatida; Asterinidae. The transcript has 3 exons. The annotation marks the transcript as partial.